AUGCCUACCACCAACCGGCCCUUCUUCUCCAACUUCCUCGCGGCAUUCAGAGCCCACUCCGCUAUACAGAAAACCGCCAGCACCACGGUCCCAAGUGCCGCGAGCACAACAGCGUCGACAGCUUCCGCCUCAACACUAGCACCGACACCCACCUCCGCACCUGCAGCCACCACUUCCACAAACGCGCCCUCGAAUCCGCGAGCAAUAGCCACAAAAGCCGGUACGCCGAGCACCGGCGCAACGACCGUAGCCAUCCAGACGACCGGCCAGUUCCAGCCCACGCGCCAGCACUCCGCAUCACCGUACUCGCGGUCACCGGGCUCGCCAGGAUCGCCAGGCUUCAACACACCGCUAGGCGGAUCGGCAACGCGGCAACGGCGAGGUUCAGAUAGCUCGUCCGAAGGGUUCAGGGAUGCUGGGGGGCCGGAGAAGUGGUACAUUGGCGGCCGGACCGCGACGGGAGAGGAGCGGUUCUACAAAUUGGGAGUGGUGAAGAGGCCGAGGAGUAUCGAUCGGUUGAGUGUGGAUAGAUUGAGUUUGUGA
Molecule: messenger RNA, 543 nt
Organism: Coniosporium apollinis CBS 100218
Lineage: Eukaryota; Fungi; Ascomycota; Dothideomycetes
Exons: 1
Coding region: 1-543 (180 amino acids)
Source: RefSeq, a predicted model, not a curated record